This is a messenger RNA of Necator americanus (New World hookworm), 606 nucleotides long. RefSeq lists its product as uncharacterized. Bases 1 to 606 code for a protein of 201 amino acids. The transcript is spliced from 7 exons. NCBI's taxonomy places the organism in Eukaryota, Metazoa, Nematoda, Chromadorea, Rhabditida, Ancylostomatidae. The record is from RefSeq and is a predicted model, not a curated record.
AUGAAAGCGCCGUUAAUCGUCUCCGUGACCUGUUUGUUUCUUCUGACCGCUGGUCAAAAUUCUGCGAGUCAGCGAACAUGCAAAAUAUCGAAUCCGGAACAACACUUACAUCAGUUGAAUAUCUUCUGGAGGGAACUGCGUUUCAGGGCAGCUCUAGGUCGAAAAUACCAAACACAGUAUUUGGGCCCAGGAGGAGAAAUGUAUGGUCUUAAACUCACGGACUCCCUACAAAAAGAAGCUCAAGAGAUGUUGGAGCGCCGUUCUACAUCGGAACCGUUCAUCAAAUUUCAAGGUAUGCUCGAGAGUGAAUAUCCUACAUACACCUCUGUGCACGCUUUGGCAGCUCUUGUUAGAAGCAACGGGACAGUUUUGAAACAGAUGAUAUAUCCAAAAGCAACACGCUAUGGCUGCUGGGUUGAAGGCGUUAUAAAAGAAUCUAAAUGUUACGUGGAAGGUGUCUGCCUGUUUGACAAAAAGGCUCCUGAUGAUUUUGAUAUAGAAAAAAUAGGAGACAAGGAAAAAUGUAGAACUGGACAUGAUGAAGGUUGUGACUAUGUGACACCAGCGACAUGUCAGUAUCCCUUGUGUUACAUCAAGGAGAACUGA